AUGCCGAGCAUAUUUUCCUACCAGAGUGCCGAGGUGGAUUGGUGUGAGAGCAACUUCGAGCGCUCGGCGGUGAUUGCCGAGUACUACAACACCAUCAGCAAUGUGAGCUUCUUUGUGCUGUCUCCUGCGCUGCUGUACCUCAACAGGCAGUACUGCCAGAAGAAGGCUGUGCCCCUCUACUUUGUCUCAGGGCUGCUCCUCCUCGUAGGUCUCUUCUCCAUGUACUUUCACAUGACCCUGAGCUACGUGGGACAGCUCUUGGAUGAGCUCUCCAUCCUCUGGACACUGGCUGUGGCUUAUUCCUUCUGGUACCCACAGGCUUACUUCCCCAAGUGCAUCAAGACCAGGAGGCAUUUCUUCUGGCUGACUGGUAUCACCACUGUGAUCAGCACCCUGAUGUCUUUUGUCAAGCCCACCCUCAAUGCCUACGCUCUCAACUGCAUUGCCUUCCACCUGCUGUACCUGACCUGGAAGGAGCUCAAGAAGUGCAAUGACAAGCGUGUUCACCGGAUGGCCGCGGUCAUGGUGAUGUGGUGGGCACUGGCCAUCACCAGCUGGAUCAGUGACCGCUGGCUCUGCUGGCUUUGGCAGGCCAUCAACUUCCCCUACUUCCACAGCUUCUGGCACGUGCUGAUAGCCAUGUCCCUGCUGUACUGCUGCCCCCUGGUCAUCUACUUCGACGUCAGCUACGAGAUGCCCUCAUUCAAGCCAAAGCUGGAAUACUGGCCCAGUGACUCGUGGCCUGUUGUGGUGCCCUACGUCACCCUGGAGGAGCCCCACAAGCAGUGCUAG
Molecule: messenger RNA, 792 nt
Organism: Onychostruthus taczanowskii (white-rumped snowfinch)
Lineage: Eukaryota; Metazoa; Chordata; Aves; Passeriformes; Passeridae
Gene: ACER1
Product: alkaline ceramidase 1
Exons: 6
Coding region: 1-792 (263 amino acids)
Biological process (GO): ceramide metabolic process
Cellular component (GO): membrane
Molecular function (GO): hydrolase activity, acting on carbon-nitrogen (but not peptide) bonds, in linear amides
Source: RefSeq, a predicted model, not a curated record